CUGAGAGGCCCUGGCAGAAGGGAGCUACAGAGACCAAACAUGAUGCUGAUCCGGCUGUGUCUGACCCUCUUCUUUCUCGGGUGCUCUAUUGCUGAGACCCCAGCACCUGUGCCUGAGGAUGAGUUGGUGGGCAUCGUGGGGGGCCACAGUGCCCCACAGGGGAGGUGGCCAUGGCAGGUCAGCCUGAGGAUCUACAGCUACUACAGGACCUCCUGGGUGCACAUCUGUGGGGGUUCCAUCAUCCAUCCACAGUGGGUGCUGACUGCAGCCCACUGCAUUCAUGAGAGAGAUACCGACCCAUCAGCCUUGCGGAUCCACGUAGGGGAUGUGUACCUCUACGGGGGCAAGGAGCUCCUCAAAGUGAGCCGGGUCGUCAUCCAUCGGGACUAUGUGUACGGUGUCCUGGGCUCAGACGUGGCUCUGCUGAAGUUGGAGAAACCCCUGGACUGCUCUGCUAACAUCAAACCUGUCAAGCUGUCCCCUGGGUCUCUUGAGGUCAACUCAAGGUACCCAUGCUGGGUGACUGGCUGGGGCAGUGUGCAGUGGUAUGGUAUGUAUCAUGGAAAGAUCUGGGAUGUGGGAACAAACUUGCCAUCUGACGACCCCUGGUUGGAGGCACUGAGGUCCUAGGGAACAGAAUCCAGGGAGAGAACAGAAGCAUGGAUGGUACAGAGCUCCUCUGGCUGCUUUUCCCGUUGUCCGUCAGAGCUCUGUGCCUGAGGUCAAUGGCAUGACU
Messenger RNA from Acomys russatus (golden spiny mouse), 736 nucleotides. RefSeq names its product serine protease 29-like. Gene Ontology annotation, molecular function: serine-type endopeptidase activity. Bases 40 to 630 code for a protein of 196 amino acids. The record is from RefSeq and is a predicted model, not a curated record. The transcript has 4 exons. NCBI's taxonomy places the organism in Eukaryota, Metazoa, Chordata, Mammalia, Rodentia, Muridae. Gene Ontology annotation, biological process: proteolysis.